Molecule: messenger RNA, 1790 nt
Organism: Belonocnema kinseyi
Lineage: Eukaryota; Metazoa; Arthropoda; Insecta; Hymenoptera; Cynipidae
Product: synaptic vesicle glycoprotein 2B-like
Exons: 12
Coding region: 127-1650 (507 amino acids)
Biological process (GO): transmembrane transport
Cellular component (GO): membrane
Molecular function (GO): transmembrane transporter activity
Source: RefSeq, a predicted model, not a curated record
GAAAAACAUGGAUUAAUCUCACAAUUCAGAAUCGGUUUCGUUAUAUAAAUGGACGUUCUUCUGCUUUAGCUCGUCGUUUAUUUUAAUAUUUUCACACAGUUAGUAAAACAAAUUGAUAGAUACAAAAUGCAAACACCGGAAAAUGUUAUUCAAGAUGCCAUUGAAAAAACAGGAUUUGGCAAAUUUAAUCUAAAAAUAACAACUCUGGGGGCAUUAAUUUUUCUCAAUUGUGCACUUAGCAAUGUGAGCACAGGAUACAUAUUACCAGCAGCCGCAUGUGAUUUUGAAAUGACAACUGUUGAUAAGGGUCGCAUAAUCAUUGCGCCUGUAUUUGGUUCCUGUAUCGGAUCUGUCCUGUGGGGAUUUUUGGCUGAUCUUAAAGGACGAAGGAUUUCUUUAAUGGUUGCAUUAUUUCUGCAAGCAAAUGCAGAAAUUUUAAUGUCAUUUGCUUCAAAUUACUGGGCUUUACUCUUCUUCAAAUUUUUGAGUGGUUGUUCAAUGAUGGGUGAAAUAUCCAUUUUAUUCACAUAUGUCGGAGAGUUUCAACCCAUCAGAUUCCAAAAAAGGGUUCUUUCAUGGGUAAACUUUGUUAUGGGUAUUGCAAUAAUUAUUCUACCUCUUUUAGCCUGGGUUAUCAUUCCUCUAGAGUUUGAGUACAGAAAUAAUUAUUUCUUCUUUCGAUCGUGGAACCUGUUUGUACUAAUCUGCUCCUUGCCAGCAGAGAUUUUAGGAAUUUGGCUCAUUUUUUGCCCGGAAACACCAAAAUAUUUAGGUGAAACUGGUCAGACUGAAAAAUUGAUGAAAGUCCUUACUGAUAUGUAUACAGAAAAUAUUGGAGGAACUCCUGAAGAAUAUAUAAUAAAACUAGCCAAUUCUGGAAAUGCCGAUCUUUUAGUACUCACUAAUUCAUGGGGAAAUAAAUCAGAUUCAGAGAGUCAUGAGCCUUUUAAGAAGAGAAAAUUAGGUUCUCUGUUAAAAGAAUUUAAAUCGCAAGGACAGUAUGCUUUAAAAGCACCUUAUUUGAAACGAUUGAUUAUUAUUUGCGUAUGUUUUUUCUGCGUAGCGUCUGCAUUUUAUUCGUUUUUUAUUUGGUUUCCAGAAAUAUUUCAACGUUUAGCUUAUUUUGAAGCUCAUUAUCCCAAUAAAACUGUAAAUAUUUGCAGUAUUUCAACAAAGUCUUCAGAAAAUAUUAAUAUGGAUGCUUCUUGUGUACGAGAAGUUGAUUUAAGUGUCUAUCAAAGUUUGUUGUGGCAAGGCAUUAUUGCUUUAAUUCCCAAUAUUUUAUUACCACUUUUAGUUGAUAAAUUGGGAUUCAGAUUUUUUGCAGUAACAUUUUUAGGUAUAGCUGUCGGUGUUACAACAGGUCUCAUUUUUGCAAUUUCUUUUAUGCAAAAUGUCGUGUUGUCAUCAAUUUUUUUGGCUGUCAUGGAUGCGGCUAUGAGUGUCAUGUUUUCUUUCGUCGUUGUUCUUUUCCCUACAAAAAUCCGCGUCUUUGCAUCAACAAUAUCUGGAUUUUCUAGCCGUUUAGGUACUAUGUUUGGUAACGUUGCUGUUACUUAUUUAAUUGACGAUAAGUGUAUUAUCCUAAUUGCAAGUGUCUCGAUUCAAUUAUUAUUGGCAACCGCCCUCAGUUUAACACUUCAGGCUUGAAGACAUCCAAUUAUUUAUAGUGGAUUGGAAAGUUAUUUUUAAACAAGAAGACGUUCUUUAGCUGCACUUUUUGGCGCGAAAUUUAAGAAAUUGAUGAAGUAGCUUGCUCUUUGAAAAGAAUGCCGCUAUUUAUAGAAAGA